CGCAUAGAUGGUCUGGGAAACCAUGCUGCUCCAAGACAACCAUACUAUCACAAGGAAUGGGAUGCAGCAUGGCCAUUUAUAGCCUGAGAAUGCCCUCGUAAAUCUGGGCCAAUUGGACAACACGAAAUACUCAUUACAGGGAAAUAAUUUGCUUUUAAAGUGCAUAUAAGUCUGGGGGUUUGACGCCAUGCAUCGUGCCUUCUCGUUCCCGGUGACUGUGGAGCGCAGUCGGACCAAGGAGCGCCUGGAGGCGAGUCUGUCCGGGUUGUGUGAGCUAGAGCUCCGCAAGCAGAGGCAGGAGUGCCUGGUGCUGGGGGCGCUGGCUCUGGGAGACCCUCUGCUCCAGGACUGCUCCAGAGGAGAGCUGGCGUGUUUCAGCAGCUGGGGGCAGGAAAACUUGACACUCAGGCGUCAGCUGAGUGCCCUUCAGAGUUCCCCAUGGGGCCUAAUGCAGGCGCUGGAGCAGCAGGUGGGAGAGCUGAGGAUCGACACCGACGAUUGCUGCUAUGAUGGAGCUCAAGGGGACGCGGGCGACAGUCGGCCGAGUUCUGGUUUCUACGAGUCGAGUGAGGGUCAAUCGCCUAAGGGAAGAUCUUGUUCCACUGAGCCCUCAGAGGCAGUUUCCUCCUGGGCUUACACCAACGACAGGCCGAAGUCUGUGGCAGAUCCCCUCAUGUUGAAUGGAGAACUGGAUGUGCCAGUCUUACGCUCCACCCUACCCCGCUCUUUCUCAGCCCCUUACCCGCCUCUGGAGGGCAUCGCUGAGGAAGGCGCAGCAGUGGACUCCUGGCAGUGGGACCCCAGCGAAGCCUGGCAGCAGCAGCCUGAGUAUCAGGUCACAGAGGAGGACUACCAGCAGGCUUUGAGGGUAGAGGGUUACAUCCUAAGUCUCAUCCAGCGGCAUACCCUCGCACCGCGGCCGUGUCAGCCUCGAACCACCCUGAGCCCCGACCCCCCAUACUGCAGUGCCUCCGGACACAGCUCCCUACACAGGAGAACUCCUUCUCUUUCCACAGAGCAGCGCUUUCCUGACCCCCAUCUUCAGCCCCAUGUUGACCUUUCGGCAAACCCUAAGAGCCAGGGCUGGGGUUGUGACCUGCUGGAGGGGGAGGCCUGUGGGGGAGAGGCCCCAUCUUUGGAGGAGGACUGUUAUCUUGCUCUGCCCUACCCCCAGUCCAGGCCACACUCCCUGGCUGAGAGGCUACCAUCACCUCUGCCCUCCCUGGACCCCAACUGUGGUGUUGGGGUUCUUGACCUUUGUUAUGAACCCCCAUCCCCCCAGCAUUACUUGCAUCCACAUCCAGCUAUUCAUCAAAAACACAAUUUAGUAAGUGCUCAGUAUAUCCCUGGACAUGCCUGCCAUGCCCCUGUGUGCUCCCCCAGACACUACAACCCAGAGCAGCUUAAAGCCAACCGAGCUGUCACCUCUCCUGACCACCCAAACUCCAAGUCAAGACCUUCCAAGAAGAGCCACAACGAGCGACAGAGAGUCAAGAAAUCGAGCAGUAAAACCAGUCGAUCCCAGUCUGAAAACAGCCUUCUGGGCCAGCGAGUACUGCCGGAGCGCAGGUACAGCACCACUGAGAGGCACCAAGGCAGAGGGGAUCUUGCUGAGAACCAAGGCCAUGUCACUGGACCGCAGGUGGGCAGCAACGAGAGCCGACGUUGGUGCUCCAACCUGGAGCUCAGCCAGGAUGAAGGGGAGACCAUAGCAGGGCAGUCACAUAGACGCCAACCUCGAAAAGCUCGCCACGGUCAUUCUUGUCCCCAUUCCCAACCCCAGAACUACCAGCAGCAGCAGCAGCACACCCAGCACUGGCACCCAGACUUCCAGGAGAGAGCACCUAUCUGUCAGGGAGAGGGGGGCUAUGCUGCCGCUGCCGCCCCCGCAGAGUCCGAGUCCAGCAUGAGUGAGGUGUAUUCCCCGGCCUCCAGCUCACUGUCCAGUGACUCAGAUGAGAGUGGGGGGCUUGUGUGGCCCCAGCAGCUGCCACCACGCCUUGCUUCUACCUCCUCCUCCUCCUCACCUUCACCAAAGGCCACUGCCAACGCCCCCGCUCAACCAAAAGCCUUUGUCAAGAUCAAAGCCUCUCAUGCUCUCAAAAAGAAGAUCCUCAGAUUUCGCUCAGGGUCCCUCAAAGUCAUGACUACUGUAUAAGGAAGUUCUCAAAGCUGUUAAAGUCAUACCCAUUACUACUGUGUUGUACCGCUAAAGUUAGAGAAACACCGACCAUGUGUUAACUAACCAAUCCAGUGUUUGUACUCUACCUACCUCUAAUGACAUGUGUUCUUAGUGACAGACCUUCACAUUAAAGUGGCAUUAGACAACAUUUAUUAUGUUAACUUGUCAAUAUUAACUUUAUGGAUUGGCUAUAGAAUAAUGACACCAUCAGCGUUGAGAUUAGUUCCUUGGUUCGCUUUCAGGAUGCAAUUCUGUCUGCCUCCAGGUUCCGAACUCCCUUUCACAAUAAAAGCCCUGUAUACAUACACUGCAUCACUGCUCACCAGCUGAGCAUUUCGACGCAACUCAACAAAACAGCUUACAGUUUCCAGUUCUUUGGGAUUCUUAGUUUGCUUUCGACACUAACUCAACAGAGAGAAAAUGUGUUAUAUUGUUUGUCUACUCGGAAACACAAGGGAAACGUUGUAAAGUUAUCUGAUUCCGCUUUAAUGGGCAUAAUUACAGAUCUGCUAGACAUCAUCUGGUUGGAUUUAUCUUAUAGCCGACCACCCUCAGACACGAGACUAAUGAGCAUCAUCCUGCUCUAAUUGAUGAUAAUUGGUGUGAUGCAAAGUUGCACUGUGUUGACAUGGACCGCAUCGAAGCUAAUCGACUGAAUAUACUGCCAGUUGUUCUUUAUGUCUGUUGGCCUUUUAAAUAAUUAAUCAGAUUGUGUGGUUAAUUUGCUGAACACCAAAGCUCUAGAAAUUAGGUUAAAAAAAGUCAUUUAUGGCAGUAAUUCUUCCAAAAAAAAAGAAUUGACGGGUCCAACAUUUCCUGCUAAUUUCCUCUAAAGUUUCCUAGAAAGGAUUGUGUAAUGUGGUACUAAUCAGAGGAAACAGCUCAAUUUAAACUUAAGUAUUAUUGGAAACUACUUGUAUAGUUAGCUGACCUUCUCUGCACCAAUUAAUUGGAAUUGAUCAAUUAAAAAAAGAGUGUAGCAUUUACCCACAUAUCAGUACCAAAUGACAGUUGUUUCCAGGAAACCUAGUAUGAGGAUAAUAUUCGGACACUACCAACCAAUGAAAUGUAGCAUUACUAAGAGCAUUACUUUAGGUUGUGGUACGACUUUAGAGUAAGGAUUUUUCCUGCACUUAGCCAGCAUUGUAUGGAAAAAAAUCCUUAUUGUUUGUUAUACUCAGCUCUGUCUCUUUUAUAAACUGUGCUGUAGAGAGCGAUGAGCAUCUGUGAGACAGGAAUGGGUUAAAUAGAAGCCAUAUAAGGGACCCGGAUGUAUAAGUGACACAGAUUUAAAGAAACAUAGGGACACUGACCUGGACACUCUUGUAAAUAUGUAUGUGUUUGUAUAUACCAUCAUGCGGCCUUGUUUGGAAUGAAUGAUUGUAAAUAAAGGCGAUGUUGCUCUUGAUUUUGA
Molecule: messenger RNA, 3596 nt
Organism: Cottoperca gobio
Lineage: Eukaryota; Metazoa; Chordata; Actinopteri; Perciformes; Bovichtidae
Gene: dact3b
Product: dishevelled-binding antagonist of beta-catenin 3b
Exons: 4
Coding region: 188-2158 (656 amino acids)
Biological process (GO): negative regulation of canonical Wnt signaling pathway
Cellular component (GO): cytoplasm
Source: RefSeq, a predicted model, not a curated record